Drosophila melanogaster (fruit fly) is the source of this 970-nucleotide messenger RNA. RefSeq lists its product as uncharacterized. Lineage: Eukaryota; Metazoa; Arthropoda; Insecta; Diptera; Drosophilidae. The record is from RefSeq and is marked reviewed. The transcript has a single exon. The coding region runs from base 77 to 601 and encodes 174 amino acids. Gene Ontology annotation, cellular component: membrane.
GCAUUUAGAAAGCCGGCGGCGUUACACAAUUUUGAUUGACAAUUAGAUACAUACAUUAAAUUCUCAUUUGUGCAAAAUGGCCGCCCAGGUAAGUCAGGUGCAGCGGUUCUUCAACGGCUACAAGCAGGACAUUAACCGAUCACUGCGCGAUGCGUCCAAGCCGUGGACCAAAGCCUUUGAUAGCCUGGAAGAGAAGACCGGUGUGGAGAGGGUGAAUAUUUUCGUGGGUAGUAUUUUGUUUUGCGCUUUCUACCUGGUCUUUGGCUGGUGCGCUCAGCUAUUGUGCAACAUCAUUGGGGUUCUUUACCCUGCUUACAUUUCCAUCCAUGGCAUCGAGUCCAGUACGAAGCAGGACGACAUCAGGUGGCUGAUCUACUGGGUCACUUUUGGCAUCUUCACUGUGAUUGAAUUCUAUCCAAGUCUGCUAACUUCGAUGAUUCCCUUCUACUGGCUGUUGAAGUGUACUUUCCUCAUCUGGUGCAUGCUGCCCACCGAACGGAAUGGUUCUACCCUUAUCUACCACAAGCUGGUCCGACCAUACUUCCUGAAGCUUCACGAUCCCGUCGACAUGAUGUCCGCUGGAGUGCCAAAGGACGACUAGGACAAACAUUUGCGUUAACUCCAUGCAUUUGGUUUACGGUCUGCAAAACAACCUCACCUCGUAUCGGAUACAUUUCGCAAUAAAUUUUAAUGAUGUAUUCAUUUUGUUGUUGGAAGGAGCACCAGUGGUCGCUGAAUCCUAAAAAAUCUAUCCUGGUUAAAGGUAAAAAUGAAAUCUCACCACUUGCGCGGCUGCUUUUGUGGACUCGAAUUUAAACUCGAAGAGGUAUUCCGGCUCAGAACGGCACUUCCAUCCUUUAAGUGACAUUCGAAAAGAAAUUAUAUAUUUUGGAAGUUUCACAGUGAUAAUGUAUGGGGAAAAUCUGAAUAAAAGUCUAGAAAGUCUAUGCCUAAUGCAAGCCAUUUACCG